Messenger RNA from Menidia menidia (Atlantic silverside), 3257 nucleotides. The record is from the annotation of a GenBank genome assembly. Lineage: Eukaryota; Metazoa; Chordata; Actinopteri; Atheriniformes; Atherinopsidae.
UGUAAUUAAGACACUUUAAAAACUCAUUUUAAAGGGGAACUGCCAUUGCCCUUUUUCUGGAUGACUUGUUAUAUUUUGGAUCCGCCUCGCCAGCUCGGUGUGGGAAAACAGAAUGUCUCAGGUGGACCGAACUUGACACGAGACCUGUACACACCGCAGAACACACGUGGAAGGCGGCCGCAGAUCUCCCACCUGCGCCGGGAUAAAGACAGCCAGGGCGGCGCGGGGCUCCGGGCCCGUCCCCGUGGCUUACAGAUCGCCGUAUCUACCGUUACGUGACGCGGCAGCCGGCAGCAGUUCACGCUUUCGUCAUUACAUAAGCACCUCGGCGACAACGGCUCUCCCUUCAAAGUGCAACGCCUUGACUUGUGCCUUUCGAACCCGACAUGGAUUCUGCCACCGCGAAAGACUCGGAGAAGACCUGCGUCCUGUGCUGCCAGGACAUCGACGUCUUCGCCCUGGGGAAAUGCGACCACCCGGUUUGCUACCGCUGCUCCACCAAGAUGCGGGUGCUGUGCGACCAGAAGUACUGCGCCGUCUGCCGGGAGGAGCUGGACAGGGUGGUGUUUGUGAAAAAGCUGGAGGCCUUUCAGUCUCUGCCCUAUCAGCAGUUCCCCUGUGACAAGAAGCACGACAUCUAUUUUGGUGACGAGAAGAUCCACGCUCAGUACAGGCAUCUUCUGUUGGCGGAGUGCGUGCGAUGUCCAGAGCCUAAGGUUUUCUCCAGGUUUGAGGAGCUGGAGCAGCACAUGAGGAAGCAGCACGAGUUGUUCUGUUGCAAACUCUGCUCAAAACACCUCAAGAUCUUCUCCCACGAGCGGAAGUGGUACAACCGGAAGGAGCUGGCACGCCACAGAGCGCACGGAGACCCGGACGACACGAGUCACAGAGGACACCCGCUCUGCAAGUUCUGCGAUGACCGAUACCUGGACAACGACGAGCUGCUGAAGCACCUGCGCAGGGACCACUUCUUCUGCCACUUCUGCGAUGCGGAUGGUUCUCAGGAAUACUACAGCGAUUACCCGUAUUUAAGCGACCACUUCAGGGAGAGUCACUACCUGUGCGAGGAGGGCCGCUGUGCCACGGAGCAGUUCACCCAUGCAUUCCGCAGCGAGAUAGACUACAAGGCCCACAAAGCUGCUGCGCACAGCAAGAACCGCGCAGAGGCCCGGCAGAACCGCCACAUCGACCUGCAGUUCACCUACGCCCCGAGACAGCAGAGGAGGAACGAAGGUCUGGUGACGGGCGAGGACUAUGAGGAAGCGCGGCACAAUCGAAGAGGAAGGCCUCAGGGAGGGCAGAAGAGCUGGAGGUACUCCCGGGAAAGAGAGGAAGAGGACAGGCAGGUGGACGCCGCUCUGAGGGCCUCCAUGGCGGUGCGCGGGCAGGCGGAGAGGGCUGCAGCUCAGGAGAGGAGCGCCCCUAAGCACUGCCGAGAGGAAAGGGCGGAGAGGACGGAACCGGAAGAGCCCAGGAACCAAACGGGACAACUCAAAACCGCCGGCAAGCCUCCAGUGAGAACAAUGAAAAGCAAAAAUCCAGGGGAUGAAGAUGAUUUUCCGGCUUUGGGAGCAACCGCCUCCGCACCACCCGUCGUAAAGCCGGCCCCCACAGGGUCAGCACCGGUCCACGCCGCCCUGAAGGAAGACGACUUCCCGAGCCUGUCGGCGGUGGCCGUGUCGGCCCCCAUGACGCCCGCGUACUCCGCGCAGCCCAGGAAGACCUCGUCUUUUCAAGAUGAGGAUUUCCCCGCCCUGGUCUCCAGAGUCCGACCCCCCAAGCCGGCCACGGGCACCACCACGGCGUGGUCCGGCCACACUGCCGCGGCCAAGCCCGCCGCCCAGCCCCUGCCGGCCUCCCGGCCGCCGCCGCACGCCUCGGCCUCCUCCGGCCCGCAGCCCCUCUCCUCCUCAGCUUCAUCCUCCUCUCGGAGGAAAAAGAAAGUCGGGGAGAGUGUAAAACCCGCCUCCCGCCCCUCCCCUCCUCUUUCCGACGACGAGGGCGGAGGAAUGACGCAGCAGGAGUUCCGCUCGGUGCCCACCAUGCUGGACAUCUCCUCCCUGCUCACCGUCAAAGGAGGGGCGGGCAAACCCGCCGCCGCGCCGCCGACCCCCCCCUCCACAAAUCCAGCUCCCAGCACAGACCUCUCCUCGUCCAAAGCCAACAAGAAGAAAAAGCAGAAGAACACGGCCGCCUCCUCCCCGUCUCCGCCCGCCGCGCCGGGGCCGACCGCCAACGCCGCCAUCGCCAACGCUAACGCGGCCUCGGUGAAAACGCUGGCGCAGAAGGAGAACGUCCCAGAGAAGUCGUGGAGCAAAGCAUUCUCCAACGCCGUGGCGGAAACGGCGGCGGGCGGGCUAGCCAACGGCUUCGCCGACACAGCCGAGGCUGUCAGCAGAGAGUCAGUGGCAGAAACCCCGCAGCCCAGCACCCAUCCUGCUCCAGAACAAGAGGAAGAAUUUCCCGCUCUCAUGACCAAGAAACCCCCCCCAGGCUUCAAGACGGCUUUUCCAAUGAAGGCCUCAACUGCUGCGCCACCCUCUGCAAUACCCCCACCGCCUCCUGGAUUGGGAGUGUCCACCCCUAAACCCCCCCCGGGCUUCACUGGAAUUCCCCUCAACAGCAACGUGGUGGAGCCGGCGCCCUCAGCGGUCAACCUACCCCCCAAGUUGUCCAGCAGCGGUUACCUGGUGCCAGAGGACUUCAAUCAGAGGAACCUGGAGCUGAUCCAGUCCAUCAGAAAGCACCUCCACAACGACGAGUCCAUGUUCAACCAGUUCAAAAACUACUCGGCCCAGUUUCGUCAGAGUGUGAUAUCGGCUGCCCAGUACCACCGCAGCUGUAAGGAACUGCUGGGCGAGAACUUCAACCGCAUCUUCAACGAGCUGCUGGUGCUCCUGCCCGACACGGGGAAGCAGCAGGAGCUCCUCGCCGCCCACGGAGACUGCAAGGCCCUGGAGAAGCAGUCCGGAGGAGGACGGAAAAACAAGAACAAGAAGAACGCCUGGCAGCUGCCCGCCACGGCCGCUGCCACGGCCGCCGAACUGGACUGCCAGGUGUGCCCCACCUGCAGACAGGUACUGGCCCCCAAAGACUUCAGCUCCCAUAAGACCCUGCACAUAAGGGAAAGUGAGGAAUUCCCUUCGUUGCAGUCAAUUAGCCGCAUCAUUAGCUAGCCCCGCCGCCUCCCGCCAGUCUUCCUCUGCGCUGUUUGGCAUCAUGGGGCGUAAUUGCCUUUGCCGCCCCCCCCCCCCCCC